Lonchura striata (white-rumped munia) is the source of this 1059-nucleotide messenger RNA. NCBI's taxonomy places the organism in Eukaryota, Metazoa, Chordata, Aves, Passeriformes, Estrildidae. The record is from RefSeq and is a predicted model, not a curated record.
AUGGCGGCGGCACGCGAGCGGCGCCUCGCCGGCCCGAGGUCCAACGCCCCCCCCCCGAGGGCGGGCGUCGCCCGGAGUGCUGCGGGCUCCUCGGCUCGCACCAGCGUGCUGCUUUGCCGUUUGUUCUUUUUGUUGAGAAACAUGAUUUGCCACUGUAGCGCUGGCGCUUCACGCUAUACGAGUAAGGCAGCGCAUGUGGAAACCCAGCACUCAGACGCCAUGGAGGGCAGUGCCUAUUCAGCAGCAGUCAGUCAGGGCUAUGUUUUACCAGAAGGAAAAAUCAUGCCAAACACAGUCUUUGUUGCUGGAAUUGACUUAAGGGUGAAUGAAGGAGAAAUUCGGAGUGUCUUUGAACAAUAUGGUACUGUGAAGGAGGUGAAGGUCAUCACUGACAGAUCUGGUAUUUCAAAAGGGUAUGGAUUUGUGUCUUUCCUGGACAAUGUGGAUAUUCAAAAGAUAGUUGAGUCACAAAUCAACUUCCAUGGUAAAAAGCUGAAACUGGGGCCAGCAAUCAGAAAACAACAAAACUCAAAUUCUGACGUGCAGCCCAGACAAGUAGUUCUUGGUCCUCCUCCACCGCAGUUCCAGAAUGUAUGGAGUAAUCACAGUAUGGAGACAUAUGUGCAGCCUCCAGCUGUCAUGAACCCAGUAACACAGUAUGUUCAGCCCUAUCCAUACAAUUCAUCACCAACUGUACUGCUAAAGCCGCAAGUCCCCGUAGGAUAUCAACCGACUUACAACUAUCAGGCCCAACCACAGUGGCUUGCUGGAGAGCCAAGAAAUUACGUAAUGCCUCCAACUCCGGUGUAUACUUCAGCAAACUAUCAUGGCUCUGAAGAUACAGGAGCUGCACAGAUGGAAUGUGCUGCUCCUGAGCCUGUGCAGUUGCCUAGCAGUCCACAAAAGAAGUCUGUGGACAGGGGCAUGCAAACAGUAUUAUCCUGUCUGUCUAAUCGUGAGAACCAGCUGAAAAAUGACUUUGUAUCACAAGACAACAAUGUAGAGGAGGGUAGGACAUACCACUUCAGAAGAGGAAAGACAGCACACAAACCCCUUUGA